AAAAAAACUGUAAAGAUGCAAAAACGUAAUAUCCACGAAGAUCCUAUUACCUAGGAAGAUUUUUGAUGUUUUGCUACAAAUGCGGUGCUGGAAUUUAUUCGUUCUUGGAGUGUUCUGCGUGGCUGGCAAAGAAUAAUGUUCCAAAAUCGGUCCAUCUCCCAAGGGGUCCAAUUUUUCUUCCUGGGUGUCAGCGAGCCCUGACUCACAGUGCAGCUGACAGGGGCUGUCAUGCGAGUGGCCCCUUAAGCCAAAGCAAAAGACCUAAGGACGACCUUUGAACAAUACAAAGGAUGGGUUUCAAUGUAAUUAGGCUACUGAGCGGAUCAGCUGUAGCACUGGUUAUAGCCCCCACUGUCUUACUGACAAUGCUUUCUUCUGCCGAACGAGGAUGCCCUAAGGGCUGUAGGUGUGAAGGCAAAAUGGUAUAUUGUGAAUCUCAGAAAUUACAGGAGAUACCCUCAAGUAUAUCUGCUGGUUGCUUAGGUUUGUCCCUUCGCUAUAACAGCCUUCAAAAACUUAAGUAUAAUCAAUUUAAAGGGCUCAACCAGCUCACCUGGCUAUACCUUGACCAUAAUCAUAUCAGCAAUAUUGAUGAGAAUGCUUUUAAUGGGAUACGCAGACUCAAAGAGUUGAUUCUGAGUUCCAACAGAAUCUCCUAUUUUCUCAACAAUACCUUCAGACCUGUGACAAAUUUACGGAACUUGGAUCUGUCCUAUAAUCAGCUGCAUUCUCUGGGAUCUGAACAGUUUCGGGGCUUGCGGAAGCUGCUGAGUUUACAUUUACGGUCUAACUCCCUGAGAACCAUCCCUGUGCGAAUAUUCCAAGACUGCCGCAAUCUGGAACUUUUGGACCUGGGAUAUAACCGGAUCCGAAGUUUAGCCAGGAAUGUCUUUGCUGGCAUGAUCAGACUCAAAGAACUUCACCUGGAGCACAAUCAAUUUUCUAAGCUCAACCUGGCCCUUUUUCCAAGGUUGGUGAGCCUUCAGAACCUUUACUUGCAGUGGAAUAAAAUCAGUGUCAUAGGACAGACCAUGUCCUGGACCUGGAGCUCAUUACAAAGGCUUGAUUUAUCAGGCAAUGAAAUUGAAGCUUUUAGUGGACCUAGUGUUUUCCAGUGUGUCCCAAACCUGCAGCGCCUCAACCUGGAUUCCAAUAAGCUUACAUUUAUUGGUCAAGAGAUUUUGGAUUCUUGGAUAUCUCUCAAUGACAUCAGUCUUGCCGGGAAUAUAUGGGAAUGCAGCAGAAAUAUUUGUUCCCUGGUAAACUGGCUGAAAAGUUUUAAAGGUCUGAGGGAGAAUACAAUUAUCUGUGCCAGUCCCAAAGAGCUGCAAGGAGUAAAUGUGAUCGAUGCGGUGAAGAACUACAGCAUCUGUGGCAAAAGUACCACGGAGAGGUUUGAUCUGGCCAGGGCUCUCCCCAAGCCAACAUUUAAGCCUAAGCUCCCCAGGCCGAAGCAUGAGAGCAAGCCCCCUCUGCCCCCCACGGUGGGAGCCACGGAGCCCGGCCCAGAGACCGAUGCUGACACCGAGCACAUCUCUUUCCAUAAGAUCAUCGCAGGGAGCGUGGCCCUUUUCCUGUCCGUGCUCGUCAUCCUGCUCGUUAUCUACGUGUCAUGGAAGCGGUACCCGGCUAGCAUGAAGCAGCUGCAGCAGCGCUCCCUCAUGCGAAGGCACAGGAAAAAGAAAAGACAGUCCCUAAAGCAAAUGACUCCCAGCACCCAGGAAUUUUAUGUAGAUUAUAAACCCACCAACACGGAGACCAGCGAGAUGCUGCUGAAUGGGACGGGACCCUGCACCUAUAACAAAUCAGGCUCCAGGGAGUGUGAGAUACCUUUAUCAAUGAAUGUGUCAACCUUUCUGGCAUACGACCAGCCCACAAUAAGUUACUGUGGGGUGCAUCAUGAACUUCUCUCUCAUAAGUCCUUUGAAACGAAUGCACAGGAAGAUACGAUGGAAACACACCUAGAGACUGAGCUGGACCUGAGCACAAUCACAACUGCUGGCCAAAUCAGUGACCACAAAGAGCAGCUGACUUAACUGAGCUAAUCAGUAGCCAAGGGAUGCUGCCAAACUUUGUAACCUCAAGGACAAAAUGAGGAGGAUUUGUUCAUUGUGGACUCUAAAAGCAAAACACAACAAAAAUCCCCUGUUAAACAAAAAUCCAAGAUUUAUUCAUGAAAUAAAGAAGACAUGAAUUGUUUCAAGUCUACACUUUGUAAUUAGCUAAGUUGUGCAGUAUUUUUUUGACUUAAACAGAGUAUGACCCUGAAAAAAAGAAAAAGAAUCUUUUUUUUUCAAAACUCAUCCUACCUACCUGUGAAAACUGUACAGAGCUAAUGUAUUUUUCAUAUUGUAAAGUUUCAAUUAUAGAAACAACUGGUAUGUACAGUACCAUAAUUUAAUUACAUUUUACUUUACAAACUUUACACAUUUCAGUUUCUAAAAUUUUAAAUUAACAAAAAAAUAUUUCUUGUGUUAUUCAGAGUUACUCAGUUUUGUAGGGACUGUUUUGUUACUGCUUUUGUGCCCAGAAACCUUGACUCUAAAAUUCUGUGCUGUGCGAAACAUGCACGAUUUUUAUCAUGCUUACUGCGUAGAAUUUUAUCUACUUGUUCCAGAAAUAAUACAUUAACCAAAAAGGAUUUAAUUGUUGAGACUUGUAAGAAGUUCUUCAAUUACAUAGGCAGGUUUUUCUUAUAAAUGAAAAAAAAUCAAAGAUUUUUUUUUAACACUUCUUCUCAGACUUAACUGUUGCCUUGAAUUACAGCCUAGUUUCUAAGCAGUGAAAUGUAAUGAUAAAGAGGGAUAUUUUAACAACGUAUUUCUGAAUGAAUUGACUCAUUAUUUCAUUCUUUUGAGUAACGCAUUGUUAAGGGUAGGGGGAAGCAUGGACAAAACAUCACUGGAAACAAAGGCCGUAACCACAGCAACAGACUUUGAUACACUUAAAAGGUGCAGCUGCCAGUGACAAAGAAAAACUUGUUACAUCUCAUUAUUUUCAGGCCAAGGUGGGAAGGAUAGAGCAUAAUAAUUGUACAGUAGCAGAUUUUCUCCUAAUUAACCUAAAGUGGUUUGCCUAAAAAUAACCAUCGGUCAAGUACAAAAUGUGCCUGGUUUUUAAGACUUUUCAUUUAGAAUUGCGAGGCUAUAUUUUGGGGAACAUCUCAAAGGAAUUACAUGAAAUUUUUCACUUUGUGUGCUACAUCAAUUCUCUCCUGGGGAAGAAGUCUAAACAUUGAUAGCUCAUUCAAUAUAGAUAUCAGCCAUAGUGGAGAACUUUAUAACUCAAGUAAACUGUAAACAUCCUUAAUAUGUUCUAAAUUGUUUAUAUUGCCAUCCAUAAUGAGAUUCACCUCUAAAUUAUCUGGAAAAUAACCCAGAGUAAUGUGAAGCCACCCCAGAUCAUAUAUUGAUUAUGUAAUUGUAUUAUAAAGUAAAUUUAAAUGAAAUUAUGAAAACCUAACUUUUCAGAGGCUAAAUAAUCAACUUGUUUCUGCUGUUUGCUUGACACAGGUUAUUGUUUGAAAUUGCUGUUAUUUUAUCUCUGGUAUUCACACAUUCUUUUGUGUGUUUUUUAAUAUAAAACUACAAGUUUUGAUUGCUGUUGCACUAAGAGAAACGCUUUUUUUUAAUGUUGUCAUUUUGUAUUCAUAACAUCAAAAAUAGGUUGAGCAAAUGUCAAUCCAACAAGGGUCAAACACAAUCAAAAACAAUGAAGAAAAGAAUUUGUCAAAAACAACAUCAAACUUUUAAUUUAUUUCUUCCAAAGAAAUUACAUCUACAAAAGUCUAGUCUUAUGCCGAUUUAUCAUGGCAAACUGAAGAGCAGCUUAAAGAAGAAUGAACUUAGAAAAUGUACAGCAAAUUUUUGUUAAAAAGAUACACUCAGAAAAAUAAACGAAAAUAUUGGAAGAA
This is a messenger RNA of Zalophus californianus (California sea lion), 3913 nucleotides long. RefSeq names its product leucine rich repeat transmembrane neuronal 3 (gene LRRTM3). The coding region runs from base 291 to 2036 and encodes 581 amino acids. The transcript has 3 exons. Lineage: Eukaryota; Metazoa; Chordata; Mammalia; Carnivora; Otariidae. The record is from RefSeq and is a predicted model, not a curated record. Gene Ontology annotation, molecular function: protein binding. Gene Ontology annotation, cellular component: plasma membrane.